Molecule: messenger RNA, 6030 nt
Organism: Pisolithus orientalis
Lineage: Eukaryota; Fungi; Basidiomycota; Agaricomycetes; Boletales; Pisolithaceae
Exons: 37
Coding region: 1-6030 (2009 amino acids)
Molecular function (GO): GTPase activity; GTP binding
Source: RefSeq, a predicted model, not a curated record
AUGGAUGAUUCAUUCAUGGACGCCUCUCAUGACAGUGACAGCGAAGAAGUACGUGUGUAUGGCCCUCGGAACAAAGGGAAGAGAAAGGCGGAUGAGUCUUUGUCUUUCUACAUGUCUACUGGGGAAUCUGGUAGCUCUGGUUUUGUAACCGAUGUCGGUGGUUACAACCUUUCUCAUAUCACCUCCAUGGCUCUGGAUGGUCCAAGUAUCAUGCAGACUACAGAGAUUGACUCUGGGUCAACCGUGUCGAUGGCUGUCUCGGCCGUAUACGUGGACAAUGCCUCAUCGAGUGAUGACGAUUCAGUGUAUGAGAGCUUGUUCGAGUCAGCAGCUGAUCAAGAUGUGAAGUCGACAGCAGUGAUGAAUGACGACAUGGACGUCGAUGAUUACCACCUUGAUCUGGCUUCCUCUGUCAGAGGAUUGUACAGGAUCCUUGAUCUCAUUACCGAACAAGGCAGCGGUGGGCUAGUCGACAAGAUCAUUAUCUCUCAAAAUUCGUUGAAAGCUUUCAUUAAUCUCGUGUGCCCUGGCGCAUAUGCAUCUAUAACAAAGGUUGACUUCAAGGCGUUGGAUAAUUAUAUCAUGAAACCCGUAGGGCUGGACAACUGCUUGCGGAUUCAAACAGCUCUGGACCGACGAAGCCUACUCUUCGAUCAGGUCUAUGUCUUCUCUGACCAACAGAACCGUAUGGUCAAACGGAACAAAUCUUUGUUAUACCUCACAAAGAUGUGUGACCAGGUUGUUGCGUUAAUUUCUGCCGUGCACGCGCAGACUAUUGUAUGGAAUGACGGAGACGGGGAUGGGGAUGACAACGAUGCCAGAACCGAAGAUGACGAAGGAGGAUGUUCGGGGAAGGUUAUAUCCGGGUACAUCAGCUAUUGGGACUCGGCAUCAGAGGCGUCUGCGGAGCAGGGUCCGCCGGAGCCUUUUUUGCUCUUUGGGGAGACUGCACAAGGUUUCAUGACCGUACAGUAUCUAGCGGCUGGACGUGUAUCUGAUCUUUUCAAGGCGAGGCACUUCACAAUUCUGCAGCUGGAAGGUUACCUCUUCCUCGAACGGGCAUCAUUCCCCCAUCCCGGAGUGGAUCAAUCAACCCCUUCACUGUCCUUCCGAGAAAUCGCUGCGCUUUAUCCCAACGUGGAUGAAAUUUUUCGGCGAAACAUCAAACCGGUGGAAACAAUCUCUAACCCCAAGUUCCGGGACAUCAAGGAUCAAUUAUGCCUAUUGGUUGAAUUUAGUUCUCGUGUGGGCGAAAUCAGUGAAAGCCAUCGCCAUGCGAUUGCGAAAGCUGCUACGGAAGAGGGAUUCAAAGCAGCUCAAAAUGCCAUGAGGGACGCCUUCAAAGGCUCAAGUACUACCCAUACCACCCAGCUCUCCGAUAACUACUCUGCUCCAGCCAUCUAUAAUCCAAGAGAAGGCAAGGUUCACUUCGUGCGACGUGCCGUUCGCUUCGUUGCCUCAGUCUUCUUUAGUCCAAGCGAAGAUAAAACUCCCUUUACGGACCAUGUUCUUCGGGAAGCUCUUGGCAACGCGAACGAUAUCUCGGAUAGCCAGUCCUUAAAGGAGGUUGUCAACGCAGAAGUGAUCCAAGAGGAUCCAGAACUGACAAGUUUGGUGCAGGAAGCAUAUUCUCAUGUGCAGCCGUCCUUGGCCACUACGAUACCUGGUGUCGUGAAGAAGCUCGUCGGGUUAGUCAGACACACUCAGGAGGAGACGAUGAAGGAAAGAACUAAAGCUGAUACUGAGAGCCGAGAGGAGCAAGAGAAGCGCAGGCUUAGACUACAGUUGAUCCGUUGCGUCAAUAAUUCGACGCGCAAAACCAAGCGACCACACACAUUCUUUAUAGAAUCAGUCGAGGAGAUCUCCGGUGCUCGAGAGACCCAAGAAGAUCCUAUGACAUGUUUUACGGUUCAUACCAUGAGCCUCAUGGAGCAAGACAAACAUGACUUGCAGCUGGACCCAUCCAUCAUUCCUUCUCCCCGUUUUCGCUUCGAGUAUAAAUUUAGGCGUGCGCAGUUACUCGAGGGAGAGAAGUUACUGCUUAUUGUCUCGGACCGUGUUGGCAAUGUGAUGGUUUAUCUUGAUCACCUAACCGUCAUCGAUGCAGCGAUCGGGCGAGGGCGCGGAAAAAGUUUGAAUCGCGAGAAGAUCGGACAAGAUUUCGUGCUAGCAUUCGAUGAGUCCAAGCGAAUGCUGAGCGUCGUCUCUUCCGACAAGCUAUUACUCCACAUCUUCGUGUACGACGACGCACGAGGCUUCCAAGCCCUCGGAAGUUCUAUCAACUUGACCGCGUGGUACAACGAAGGGACAUCCAUUCGUCACGCAUGCUUUGUCAGUGGCAGUGAAGAGCUCCUGUUAGUAGACUCUCUUGCCCAGGCUAGGAUAUACUCUCUAGUUACGAUGCAGUUUCGACUCGCGACUCUCAACCUCUACCACGUCCCGUCGAAUGUAUACUCUACACCCGAUGGAUCGUGCCUACUAAUUUCCUAUGACCAUGGAGCUGGCCAUGCGCUAACCGCGUACCAUUGGACUUCCUUUGGCUCGACGGAGGGCAUUGAGCUUAACAUCCCCGACCUUCCGAUUGGCAAACCGUUCGUGGUCACAUCACUAAUCUCCACGACAGCUGUUCAUCUUUUGUGGCUUGACUUUUCCACUCAUCGAUGCCAAUCCUAUGCUUUGGACAUCACCCGUCGCAUUACCGAGUUCAUGUUCCGAGAGAAGGUUGGUCGCAGCUGGUCUAAACGAGCGGAAAAAAUAACAGCACACAAUUGCCUGGUGGAUUGUCAUUCGGAAGUCUGGAUUCGUUUCCCAGUCCUUGCUGCGGUGCAACGGGAGACUAUUUCCUCCGCCAGUCUUAGGAGUCAGAGAACUCUGGUCUUUGUCACUGACCGUAAUUUCCAAAUGUUUGCACAGCACUUCUCCGACAUGAUCUACAGUUUCGAGCACAUCAGUAAGAAGCCUACUAGCGAUAUCCUCAAAUCUAUUAAGGUGUCAGCUGCGGCAUUUUCUGUUUUUGCGCAAGAGUUGUGCGGCACCACGCCAUGGAACGUUUCACAAUAUAGGGCAGGCGAAUGGAUUGUCGAUUUCCUGUGUUUGAUCCCAAUUCACAUUGCGUUAACGAAAGAAAAUCGUUUUAUCCCGCUCAAAGAUGGUGUAUAUUCCACAGAGCUGGAAAGGUCACUUUUGGGAGCCGAAGUGAGCCGCAUCGUAGACAGUAUCUCCUUCGGGUGGUACGAGUCGCUCUUUCAGUCCUACAUGGCGACCAAGCCUGUUCGAGUGGUGUCGUCCAUAGGAGAACAAUCUGUUGGGAAGAGCUAUACUCUCAAUCAUCUCGUGGAUACCUCUUUUGCGGGAUCGGCGAUGCGUACGACUGAGGGAGUCUGGAUGUCUAUCACGCCAACCGAGAAGGAGCUCAUCGUAGCCCUAGAUUUCGAGGGUGUCCACAGUAUCGAACGGUCCGCCCAAGAAGAUAUGCUGCUCGUACUUUUUAACACUGCAAUCUCGAAUUUGGUCCUUUUCCGCAAUAACUUUGCAUUCAGUCGUGAUAUCGCAGGACUGUUCCAGUCCUUCCAGUCUAGUGCUACUGUUCUAGACCCCGCAGCAAGCCCGUCACUAUUCCAAUCGACUUUGGUCAUCAUUAUCAACGAUGUCGUUGAGCCAGACAGGACGGAAGUAGCGGGGGAAUUCACCCUCAAGUUCCAACGAAUUGUACAAGACGAGCAAGAAGCGAACUUUAUCACUCGACUUCAUGCAGGAAAACCGGCGAUCAUUCCCUGUCUUAUUCCUCACAGGCCUGUCAUAGAGUCUAAGGAAUUCUACAAACUAUUCCCAAUGCUAAAGAGGCGUUUGGACCAACAAGUUGUAACGCAUCAUGCUGCAGGCGAAUUCCUUCACGAGGUGAAAACGUUGAUGGCGAAGCUCAAGGCCAAUGAUUGGGGGGCAAUGUCGCAGACGAUGGCGUCUCAUCGAGCACAACCCUUGUCGUCGCUGUUGCCGAAUGCAUUGGCUUUUGGCUUCCAGGAGGUUCCCGAACGAGAGCCGUUGAAGAACCUUGACACCGACAUGCCUGUGGAGCUGCCUGAUACUGAAUCACAUUUAUUCCUCGCAGUUGGAAUGGCCCCGCAGUCAGAGCUUCGUGAGCAAGCGUUGGCAAUCCUUCAGAGUUCCUGGGAGCGUUAUCGCGACCGUCAACACAUUCCUGAUUCAGAGUGGGUGGAAGCCCUGUCCCAAUACCUCGAGGGCGUGGUUAAUUUACGAACCAAUCAUGUGAAAGAGUGGCUUUCCCAGAAUUUGUCGCGUUUCCAGACAGGACACGCAAGCAUCGAGGAACUUCGACGGAAUUUUGAAGGCGCCACCGUCGAUCUGAAGAGUAAUACUAGUCGCGAACUCCGAGAGUGUAACAUGGCUGCCGGACACUCAGGGAAACAUAUGUUACCGGUCACCAUGACGAACAUCUGUGUGCCACCUCGGUGCACGCUUGCGGAAAGCUUAUCUGGCCUUAAACUUGCUGACGGAUCAGAUUAUUCGUGCCCCGGUUUAUGCAGAAUCCCGAGCCUAUCGUUGGACAGGCAAGAGUAUCUCUGCACAGCUAUGUGUUUCGCGCAGGGCAUAUGUGAGAUCGAAACGGCACCGCAUUCGAUCGAAGCAACCUUCACGGGCAGGCACGAAACCUUCCAGUAUACGAAGUACUCGCAAGUGGCAAAACGACUGAAGUGUAUCAAGCCAAUCCCCCCCGGUGCAACGAAACACGAUGGUUCUCAUAAUCACAGUCUCGAUCAGAAGGUCAUUCACUUUUGCGAGGCCAGGUGCGAAAAUUGCGGGUAUUUCUGCGGUGUACAGGCCACCCUCAGCAAGAGCACGAAACACGCCACUGGCUCUAUGUCUCGUACACAAUGGACCAUAGAUGGAACUGACGAUGCUGAAGUUCUGGAAAUUGAAGGGAGAAGGUUCUCUACCAACGAUGAGGGUGCUCCAAUGAUGUGCAAUCUUGUGUGCCAGGCAAUGGGUCGUCACGUGCAUAUUGACUAUUGUCGCACUGAGGAAGCAGCCUGCGUUGGCAACGACGAGAUUCAGCACAUCACAAAACACCUGCUACCUCACCCUGACAGGCCUAAGGACUACGUUACCCACAACUUGCACUGGAAAAGAAGUGGUAAGAUCCGUAUUCGAAAGAAGAACAAGCAGUAUUUGCAAAAUGUGGUAAGCGGUAUGGAUGUGGUACCUUGGGAUCCUUCUCUUGACCAGGAAACAGGCCUAGAACACGCUGGCGACGCUGGGAAUCUUGCUCAACCUUCCUAUUGUACAUUGCCGAUGUUCCAUCCACCAGCAGAUCUGAGUGCUGGUACCCCAGCUAUGGGAUACAUAUCCAAUGACGGUCAUCAUUUUGCUUGUCGUAAUCCUGUCGUGAUGCAGCAAGCAUUUCAUGUAUUUGGCGCAGUUCUCUCCUCACUGUUUAGUUUCUGGUCAGCCCGCGCAGCCGCCGUCGGAUCAGGCGACAGUGCAGCCCGCAGAGACGCCUAUAGUAUUAUCCUGUUCAAUCAUGGCGCCCUGACUGUCAUCGAAAAUGAUUUGACAAGCAAUCCAGACCAACUGCUUGAUAUGCUCUUGUCUCAUCAGGCGGGUAUUGGGACCAACUUCACAGCGGCGGUUAUUGCUGCUCAAGAUGUCAUGGAGCGAAAUUGGAGCACGGAGAGGCAAAGGAACAGUCUUCGGUCUCCUGUCAUCAUCUUUCUUUCGGAUGGAGAGAGCUGGAUUGCAGACCAAACUAUGCAAGAUUUGUGUGGGUCAUCCGUUCACCUUGGAAAGGCCGUGUCUUUCCAUGCGGUAUCAUUUGGUCCAGAUACGUCUUCGGAAUACCUACGCAGAAUGGCAGAAAUAGCGAUAGACGCUCAGAAUAACGCUCCGAGAGACCCAUUCGCACCGGCCGCUGCUACAGUCAUGUCGUCAUACAACCAAGCUCUGGACUCGGUUCAACUUGCGGAGACCUUCCUUGGAAUUGCGGAGUCGCUGAGGAAACCGAGAGGGGCAUAG